Phytomonas sp. Hart1 is the source of this 1035-nucleotide messenger RNA. The record is from the annotation of a GenBank genome assembly. NCBI's taxonomy places the organism in Eukaryota, Euglenozoa, Kinetoplastea, Trypanosomatida, Trypanosomatidae.
AUGAAACUCAAGCCUUUAUUAUUUAAUGUGUUGGUGGUUCUCCUUCUUUCACAUAUCCCUUCCGUGACGGCGUCAGCGUCAGAUACUGAGAAAUAUCGUUCCGAAAGCAUCCCAACAUUAUUGGAUAUCCUCUCUCAGGAUUUCGAAGUUAGCGUCAUUACGCAAUCCUUCGGCGUUUUUAACGCCUCACUUCACAUUCAAGGCUCCCCCAACUUCAAAGGACACCUUUAUGGGGAGCUAAUCCCACACGGCGAUCUUAUGUCGACGAUGGAUGGCGAUGAAGGCGACGCGGUGGGUACCCUUCCGCAUUUUUCUCGUAUGCGCGAGCAACUUGAUGACGAACUAAGCGGCUUAACAGCGAGUAUGGAGACGGCCUCCAAAUCCAAAGUCUCGAAUGGCCCUCCCGUCAAGAAAGAGCGGCCGACCUUGCUUGUUUUUGACGGAGUGGUACAGGGUACGACUUUCAAGCAGCGGCCUUCCGUCGAGUUUACGGCCUUUUACCUUUCCGAGGAGCCUGAGGCCUUGCGGAAGGGGGUCGACAUGAUUCAGGAAGGCGUUGCUUUGCCUACGGCCAAAACUGAGAUGCAUUUUCGCCCUACACGACCUAGCAUGACGCGCGUUUUGCUCAGUGAUGUGCCCGAGUUCGCGAGAAUCUCCUCUGCGGUCCUCAACCUACCUACCGAUUCUCCCACCAAACCCUCCCGAAAAGGAAGCAUUACCAUUAAUUUCUUCUCAGAACAUGAGUUUAUGAUAGACUUGUGGCUCCCACGGAGCCUUUGGAAGGGUGGCUCAAGCACAGAAGAAGAAGGGGAUGAGGAGCGGGUGUGGGUGCAUGGGUAUGCUCCGAUUUCCUCGACACUUUCGCCGCGCGUGGAGGUAAAAAGGCCGUGGUGGAUGGGGCCGACAAUGGUUUUUGUCUUCGUUGCGACAUUCGCUCUUCAGAUCGUUGUGGGUAUACUUGAUGGCAAGCAAAAAAAAAUGAAACGGGAAAAUCAGAAUGGGGCGGUAGCUACUGCGGAAAAAAAGGAAAAUUAG